AUGCUUCAAAAUACUUUGAGUUCGCACAAUAAUGGUGUUCAAAUUGCUUUUUUUGUUCAUGCACGAUCCCGAGGUCCGGUUACAGCUUUAACCAGACAGCCGACUGAGGGUCGCAGCCGCGAAGGCGGCCUUCGCGUCGGCGAGAUGGAACGUGACUGUUUCAUAGCUUAUGGUGCAAGUCACUUACUUGUAGAACGCCUUCUUCUCUCUAGCGACGCCUACGAGGCGGUUGUGUGUGAGACCUGUGGUCUGUUGGCCUCGUCACGAACCUGGUGUCAGUAUUGCAGAAGUAGUCGGAGCGUGGCUACUGUUCGUAUGCCCUAUGCCUGUAAGUUGCUUAUUCAAGAGCUGAUGUGCAUGCGGAUCCUCCCUCGCCUUGGACUUACAACUGCUUAUCAGAAUCGUAAUGUCCUCCCUUCAGGCCUCAUUCACUGA
This is a messenger RNA of Protopolystoma xenopodis, 435 nucleotides long. Lineage: Eukaryota; Metazoa; Platyhelminthes; Monogenea; Polystomatidea; Polystomatidae. The record is from the annotation of a GenBank genome assembly.